Raphanus sativus (radish) is the source of this 2174-nucleotide messenger RNA. RefSeq names its product exocyst complex component EXO70B1. The record is from RefSeq and is a predicted model, not a curated record. Gene Ontology annotation, cellular component: exocyst. Gene Ontology annotation, molecular function: phosphatidylinositol-4,5-bisphosphate binding. Gene Ontology annotation, biological process: exocytosis. Bases 111 to 1976 code for a protein of 621 amino acids. Lineage: Eukaryota; Viridiplantae; Streptophyta; Magnoliopsida; Brassicales; Brassicaceae. The transcript has a single exon.
CCUUGUUAUACUUUCCCCCAUCGAUCUCGCUCUGACCAUCUUCUUUUUUAUAUAACACAAAAAUAAAAACCUCUCUACUCAAAUCAACACAUACAUACCUCUCACAUCACAUGGCAGAGAACGGUGAAGAAAAGCUACUCGCCGUCGCGCGUCACAUAGCCAAAACCCUCGGCCACAACGAAUCCAUGGCCGACGACAUCUUACAGAUCUUCUCAACCUUCGACGGUAGAUUCUCCCGUGAGAAUCUCUCCUCCGAAGGCCAAGAAGAAGACGGAUCAACCGUCUCGGUACUCGAGCGAACUCUCAACUCGCUAGACUCUCAGAUCUCCCGCUUCGUCGCCUCCGAUCACCCAAUCUGGGCCGAUCCCGCCGACUCAGCCUCCUUCCUCGACUCCAUCGACGAGCUCGUGAACGUCACCAGAGAGUGGUCCCACCUCGCCAGCGAGAAGCCCGUCGCCGCGUGCCUCUCACGCGCCGACGAGAUGCUCCAGCAAGCCAUGUUCCGGCUAGAGGAAGAGUUCAGGUCGCUUAUGGAGCGCGGCGCCGAGUCCUUCUCCGUGAACCACCGUUUCCACUCCGAUUCCGAGGAGGAGGAGGAGGGAGAUGAUGGCUACGGCGACAACGGCGGCGACGUCCAGAUCCCGGUGGCGAAGCCGUUAACAGACUACGACCUAAUAAUCGACGCGCUUCCUUCGGCGACGAUCAACGACCUCCACGAGAUGGCGAAACGCAUGCUCGGCGCGGGGUACGGUAAGUCGUGCUCGCACGUGUACAGCACGUGCAGGAGAGAGUUUCUCGAGGAGAACCUUUCGAGGUUAGGGCUACGUAAGCUCAGCAUCGAAGAAGUUCACAAGAUGCCGUGGCAUGAGCUCGAGGACGAGAUCGAGCGUUGGAUCAAAGCCGCGAACGUCUCUCUACGCAUCCUCUUCCCUAGCGAGCGGCGUUUAUGCGAUCGCGUCUUCUUCGGCUUCGCUUCCGCUGCUGAUCUUUCCUUCAUGGAGGUCUGUCGCGGCUCCACCGUUCAGCUUCUCAACUUCGCCGACGCGGUUGCUAUAGGCAGCCGGUCGCCUGAGAGGCUGUUCAAGGUGCUCGACGUGUUCGAGACGAUGAGGGAUCUGAUGGGGGAGUUCGAGUCUGUGUUCUCGGAUCAGUUUUGUUUGGUGCUUAGAAACGAAGCUGUGACUAUCUGGAAGAGGUUGGGAGAGGCGGUCAGAGGGAUUUUCAUGGAGCUUGAGAAUCUGAUAAGGCGUGAUCCGGCGAAAGCUGCUGUUCCGGGUGGUGGUCUGCAUCCGAUCACUCGUUAUGUGAUGAACUACCUCCGAGCCGCGUGUAGGUCGAGGGAGACGUUGGAGCAAGUGUUUGAAGAAAGUAAUAACGGUGUGCCGUCUAAAGAUUCUACGCUGUUGACUGUGCAGAUGUCUUGGAUCAUGGAGCUUUUGGAGAGUAACCUGGAGGUUAAAUCGAAAGUGUAUAAAGAUCCAGCCUUGUGCUAUGUGUUUCUGAUGAACAACGGGAGGUACAUUGUUCAGAAGGUGAAGGACGGUGAGCUAGGGUUGCUUUUAGGAGAGGACUGGAUCAGGAAACACAAUGCGAAAGUAAGACAGUAUCACUCGAGUUAUCAGAGAAGCGCGUGGAAUAAGAUGCUGGGGUUGCUGAAGGUGGACAACACAGCUGCGGGGAUGAAUGGGUUAGGGAAAACCAUGAAGGAGAAGCUGAAGCAGUUCAAUAGUCAGUUCGAUGAGACGUGUAAAGUGCAUUCGACGUGGGUUGUGUUCGACGAGCAGCUCAGAGAGGAGCUGAGAAUCUCACUGGCGAGGCUGCUGUUGCCGGCGUACGGGAAUUUCAUAGGGAGGUUUCAGAACCUUGGAGAUUUAGGGAAAGGGAAAAACGCCGACAAGUACAUCAAGUUUGGAGUUGAGGACAUAGAGGCGCGUAUCAACGAGCUGUUUAAAGGGUCUACGGGUGCAAGAAAAUGAAGGUGAGUUUGUAAAAUGUUUGUAACGGAACCAUCUGCUAAUGACCAAUUGCGAAGCCUUGCACGGUGGGAUUUGUAAAAUGUAUUGUUUUAGACUAUUAGCUUAGCUCUAUUGUGUUGUGUUAUGAUGUUGUAUUGUACUAAAUCAGAGGUUUUUUUAUUGUAAAAAGAAGAAACAAGAAUGACGUGUAUCUCACUC